This is a messenger RNA of Rhododendron vialii, 1734 nucleotides long. RefSeq names its product amidase 1-like. NCBI's taxonomy places the organism in Eukaryota, Viridiplantae, Streptophyta, Magnoliopsida, Ericales, Ericaceae. The record is from RefSeq and is a predicted model, not a curated record. Bases 126 to 1562 code for a protein of 478 amino acids. The transcript is spliced from 8 exons.
GGAUUGUUCAACUUUAUCCAACCCAUCUUCCCCCACUAUGAAUCGUGGAUGUGCUGAGAGUGAGAGAGAGAGAGAGAAAGAAAAGAUGUGCUGAGAGUGAGAGAGAGAGAGAGAAAGAAAAGAGAAUGGCGGGCGAAUCGGAUUAUGGAGCUUUCACGGAGAAAUUCAUUAUACAACCAAGCUCUUCCCCUGAUCAGGAACUUCCCUUAAAGGGCCUCACCUUUGCUGUCAAAGACAUAUUUGACAUGGAGGGAUACGUUACUGGGUUUGGAAAUCCUGAUUGGGCACGGACUCAUUCGGCUGCUACGACAACAGCUCCCGCUGUUUUGGCUAUGUUAAGUGGAGGUGCUACAUGUAUGGGUAGAACUGUCAUGGAUGAAAUGGCAUACAGUAUAAAUGGAGAAAACAAGCAUUAUGGGACGCCAAAAAAUAUCUGUUCACCAGAUCGGUUACCUGGAGGAUCUUCAAGUGGAUCAGCCGUUGCAGUUGCUGGAAUGCUGGUAGAUUUCUCCUUGGGUGAGUUGUGCCUUUAUUAUAAGCUUGUUGUUUUUCUACUUAUGCUUCAUAAGUUGGAUCAAAAGGUUUCCUUUGUCACAGGCACCGAUACUGGAGGAAGUGUAAGAGUUCCGGCAUCGUACUGUGGGAUUUUAGGGUUUCGGCCUUCUCAUGGUGUUGUAUCAACCACUGGGGUCAUCCCUUUGGCACAAAGUCUCGACACUGUCGGGUGGUUUGCUAGGGAUGCUGACAUCCUGAACCGAGUCGGACGGGUAUUAUUGCAGUUGCCUGAGGUGGAACCUGUGAAACCUACUCACAUCACUAUUGCAGAAGAUUGUUUCCCACUUCUAAGCAUCCCAAACCAUCGAGUAACUUCAGUCCUUGUUAAAUCGGUGGAGAAGCUAUUUGGUGGUCACAUUGUAAAGUAUGCGUGCCUUGGGGACUAUGUUAAAGACAAAGUUCCGACUUUGAAGCAUUUCAAGGGCGACAGACUGGAGAAUCAAGAAUAUAAUGUUGCGCCCUUGGCUGCUCUCUCAAGUGCCUAUAGGCGGCUUGAAAGGUCCGAAUUCAAGAAUAAUCAUGGUGAGUGGGUUAGUACAAUCAAACCUGAUUUGGGUCCUGGUAUAUCGGAAAGAGUGUGGGCAGCCGUGAGGUCAACAGAUGAAAAUCUCGAUGUCUGCCACUCAGUGAAGACUGAACUGCGUGCUGCUCUCACUGCUCUCUUAGGGGUAUUCUCUAUCUCCUUCUCUCCUUGUUAUCUCAAAAGCCAUGUAACUUCGGACCACGGUAUCCUAGCAAUCCCCACAGUUCCAGGGCUUCCACCAAAAUUGCAAACAGAGCCACCUACAUUGGAAACAUUUCGUUUCAGAGCUUUUAGCUUGUUGUCUAUUGCUGGAAUGUCUAGCUUCUGCCAGGUGAGCAUACCACUUGGAACGUAUGACAAUCUUCCUAUAUCAGUUUCCUUGUUAGCGAAACAUGGAUCUGAUGGGUUCUUGCUGAAUCUUGUUGAGACGCUUUAUGGAACUCUCAGGGAACAAAUUGACAUCGCUCAAGAACUGAGUUACUGAAGUUCUUAACUUGUUAAUGUAAAUCUCUAUUUCUUAUUCGAAUAAAUAUAAGCUUUGGUGCAUUAUUACAUUUCACGACCGUACAUGUAUAUGACCUAGUCUUGACUCUUAAAAUUCACUACUUCUCAAAUUUCACUAAUUUCAAAUUUUACUGGUUUUCAAAUUUUACAAA